Molecule: messenger RNA, 2262 nt
Organism: Prorocentrum cordatum
Lineage: Eukaryota; Dinophyceae; Prorocentrales; Prorocentraceae
Source: the annotation of a GenBank genome assembly
AUGCCGCGCGGCACGGCGCCUGCCGUGGCACUGCUCGUGGGCGUCGUUACCCCGCUAAUGCAGGUGGCGCAGCUGUGCGACGCCGUGGCGGCGUGGUGGGUUUCCCAGGAGACUCAGGAGACGAGGCGUCUGCCGCUGCGCCCGGCUCCCCUUGACGUCGUCGUCGAGGGGCUGGUCUUCGUGUUGACGGCGUUAUACCUCCGGAUGGCCCUCAUCCUCGGCCACGUAGGGCCCGAGGCGGAGCCGUUCUUUUUUUCACUCGAGGCACGGCUCGUCGUCUGCGUCGCCACCUCCCUCGCCACUGUGACCGCUGGCCUGGCGAAGUGGGACGGCACGGUAUCCCUCAAGCUGUCCCAGGACAUGUACGGUUGGCCUGGCAGGCGGACCUCGAGAGGCAUCCGAACCUGGGGCCUCCUCUUGGCACAUCUCGCCUUCCGCGCGAGCGAGGUGGCGGGAAAGUCGGCGCUGCUGGCCGCUCUGGCCGCGCUGCUCGGCCUCCGCUUCCUGUCGGGGUACUUGCUGAUCACCUACGCGGCCGGCAUCGCCGUGCUGAUCUUGUCAUCUCCCAACGAGGCGCGCGUCGGGCACCUCUUCGCGGCGGCGGUGCUGGCCUGGCCGCUGCUCUUUGCAAACCUGCCGCAGUUUGUGGACUCCCCACAGCAUGCCGUCGCGGCACAGAACGCGGCCUGCCUCGUGUGCGGCCUACGGGCCAUCGAGCUUGCCAUGGUCCUCAGCGCCGCCACCGCCAGCUUCCUCCUGGAAGAGGAGGCGACCGCGAUUCAGUCUCCCGCUGGGCCCCUGGCUGGAGUGACCACCGAGUGGCGGACCUUGUACCAGAGGAGGGCGACGCUGGGCUGGGCGAUGGAGGAGAAGGACUUCUGGCCGCCAGCCCUCGGCCUCGCGCACCUGCUUCUCGUGGCGGCCUGCGAGCGGGCCCCUCCGGUGUGGUCGCUGGUGGCCGCCGCUGGCGGCUCUGGGCUGGCGCCCAGUGGCGCCGACAGGCAGCUGCGGAUGGAGGACUUCGAGACGCUCGGCUUGAUCGGCCAGGGGGAGUUCGGCAAGGUUUUCCAGGUGCGCCUGCGUGCCACGCAGGAGAUAUUCGCCAUGAAGCUGCUGUCGAAGGAGUUCUACCUUCGGAGGCGAAUGGCGGACACGGCGAUCCGAGAGACGGCCAUGCUACAUUUUGCCAGGGACCACCCUUUUGUGGUGAAGCUGGUCCACACCUUCGAGAAUGUACGGGAUUGGGUCAUGGUCAUGGAGUACUGUCCGAACGGAGACCUUCAGCAGCUGCUCGUCAACGAGGGGUCCCCUGGACUUACGCUGAGCCGGACCCUGAAGAUCUCGUCGGAGGCGGAGCGGGCUGGCGGGGUCUACGCCGCGUUCACCAAGACGUUCUGCGGCUCCUUCGGCUACGCAGCCCCCGAGGUGAACCCGAGGCGGGAGGUGCACGGGUUCGCGGCGGACAUGUAUUCCUUCGGCGUACUGCUGCUGAUGCUGCUGAUGGGCGGCGAGGUAUACCACAACAGCCGGGAGGCGCCCUACGAGCGAAGGCUGCCCCCAGAGACGGCCAGCGACCUUCGCGCAGUGGUCUCGAGCCUGGCUUUCGACUUCUACUGGGCCUCCCACCGCCUCCUCCAGCCCACGCGUGCGUCUCACCGGCUCGAGGUCAACUUGCACGGCAACACGGUCUUGUUCUCGCGGGCCCCGCGCGGCGUGCGCCGGCAGGCGCGGCCGCAGCGGCCACCAAACUCCCCGAGGGUGGGGCGCCGCGGCCCCGACGCCGCCAUGCCCUCGAGCAGAGCGCCCGCUCGCUUCCCAGACUCCGCGCUGGAGAGCAGCGAGGCGGAGCGGCGACAGUGGGAGCGGGCGCUGGACCUCGUGCGCUUGCUUACUCACGAGCUGCCGGAGCAGCGCGGCACUGUUGCGGGCGUGAAGCACCAUGCCUUCUUCGCGGAGGAGAUACUGGACUGGCGCACGGUCUACCCGAGGAGUUGGCUGAUUGAGCGCCUGAAGAAGUCUCUGUUGACCCUCUACGACGGCGGCCCGCUGCCCAGCUACAUGAAGCAGCGGCUGGAGCAGCUCUCCGUGGAGGAGCUGAUUACGCUGCAGGACGACCCUGCCCGCAGCGUGGAGCUGCUGGACCCGGACCUGAAGACCACGGGCCUGUCUCCUCGCGGGCCGCCGCCGCCAGGCCCGUUGUUUGCGGGCGCCGCCGUGGAAGGCGACAGCGCCAUGCGCGAGGGUGCCCCCGGUUACCUGUGA